Molecule: messenger RNA, 1033 nt
Organism: Mastomys coucha (southern multimammate mouse)
Lineage: Eukaryota; Metazoa; Chordata; Mammalia; Rodentia; Muridae
Gene: Fyttd1
Product: forty-two-three domain containing 1
Exons: 10
Biological process (GO): mRNA export from nucleus
Molecular function (GO): mRNA binding
Source: RefSeq, a predicted model, not a curated record
UCCCCGCCCGGGGCCCGGGGUGGGAGGGCGAGGACGCCGCCAGCGCGCGUGCGCGCUCCGCGUUGCAGCUAGUCUGCGUGCGUGAGUGGGAGGCGGCGGGCCUGCGACUCCGGCCUUCCCGGCUGACUGCUCCGACGCCGCAACCCCAGUCAUGAACCGGUUUGGCACCCGGUUGGUGGGAGCCACGGCGACCCCGCCGCCGCCGCCGCCGAAAGCACGAAGCAAUGAGAACCUCGACAAAAUCGAUAUGUCCCUGGAUGAUAUCAUCAAACUGAAUAGAAAGGAAGGAAAGAAGCAAAAUUUUCCAAGACUAAAUAGGAGGCUCCAGCAAAGUGGUACCCGGCAAUUCAGGAUGAGAGUACGUUGGGGAAUCCAGCAGAAUUCUGGUUUUGGUAAAACUAGUGUGAGCCGUAGAGGAAGAGUUUUGCCUGGAAAAAGACGUCCUUAUGGGGUUAUCACUGGCCUCGCAGCCAGGAAAUCAACUGGUAUUCGGAAAGGAAUAAGUCCUAUGAAUCGCCCACCUCUAAGUGACAAGAAUAUAGAACGAUAUUUUCCAGCAUUAAAAAGGAAGACAAGCCUUCUGAGACAAAAUGAAGUGCAAAGGAAACAAGUUGCUGUUCUCAAGAGACCUAAUCAGUUAAACAGAAAAAAUAACAUUCCAGCUAAUUUUACCAGGAGUGGAAAUAAACUAAGUCAUCAGAAAGACACUCGUCAGGCAACCUUUCUUUUCCGAAGAGGCCUGAAGGUUCAAACCCAGUUGAACACAGAACAGCUGCUAGAUGAUGUGGUAGCAAAGAGAACGCGUCAAUGGCGUACUUCCACCACAAAUGGAGGAAUUUUGACUGUGUCCAUUGACAAUCCUGGAGCUGUACAGUGUCCGGUAACUCAGAAACCACGAUUAACUCGUACUGCUGUGCCCUCAUUCUUGACAAAAAGAGAACAGUCUGAUGUUAAGAAAGUUCCUAAAGGCGUCCCUCUACAGUUUGACAUAAACAGUGUGGGAAAACAGACAGGGAUGACUUUGAAUGAGCGA